Acanthosepion pharaonis is the source of this 933-nucleotide messenger RNA. Lineage: Eukaryota; Metazoa; Mollusca; Cephalopoda; Sepiida; Sepiidae. The record is from the annotation of a GenBank genome assembly.
AUGUCUACACCUUUCUCCGACAUCCACCUAGUCAGCAUUUCUAUCUCCCUCGCUUCUCAAGCUGACGUUUGCACCAAGCCUUAUUAUUUACAAGUCUCUUUCUUUCCCGCACCUCCUCUUCGUCUCUAUGUCUUUCUCUUCCUCGUUACCCCCCCUCUCUCUCUCUCUCUCUCUCUCUCUCGUCAUCUCCGUUACCCUGCCACUCCUCCUCUCUCCUUCUCUUCUGUUUCUCUACCUACAUUCCUCUCUUAUCCUACCUCUUUCCUUCUCCCUCUCCUUCUCCCUCUCUGCUCUCACCAGUCAUCUUGCUCUCCCUUCUGUUCCGCCUUCUCUUUCCAUGUAAAUCUUCGUUCUUCCUUCUCUCUGCCUUUCUCUCUAUGUCUUUAUCUCCAUCGUAUCUCUCUCUCUCUCUCUCUCUCUCUCUAUCUAUCUAUCUAUCUAUCUAUCUAUCUCUCCUGUCAUCUCUGUUACCCAGCUACUACUCCUCUCUCCUUCUCUUCUAAUUCCUCUACCUACAUUCUUAUCCUAACUACUUCUUUCCUUCCCAUUUUCCUUUCCCUUCUUUCCUUUUCUCUUCCCUUCUCACUCUUACCUUCUCCUCCUUUACCUCAGCUUUCCCUGCGGUUACGCCUUCUCUUUCCCUCUCUUUCUUCGUUCUUUUUUCUCUCCUCUCUAUCUAGACAUCUCUCUUUCUAUUUAUGCUUCUCUCUCUCACUUCCGCUUCAGCUCCCUCUCUUAUUCUUCCUUCUCUCUCACUCGACCUUCCUAUCUCUCUGUUAUCAUCUCUGCCUAUCGCCCUCUUAUUUCUGUCCCUCUUUCUAUUUCCCUCCAUAUUUGCCUCUCUUAUCCUAUUCACAAGAUUGGGAAAACACUAACUAUCUCUUAUUCAUAAUAUAUAUCUAUCUAUCUAUCUAUCUAUAUCUAUCUAUCUAA